GAGGCACGCCAUUGGCCAUCCUCCCCCCUACCACCUGGAUCACUGUUUUCAAGGUUUCUCUCACUCUCUUUCAAGAACUCCGAGACCCGGAAACAGAGAGAAUAACCCGAGGUGCAGACUGCAGAGGGUUAGAAGUUAGAAUCCAUGGGAGUUCUCUCUUGACUUCCGGUGCCUCAAGUUCCAGACAAAACUGCCGGAAAACCUGUCGGUCCGUCCCAUAAAAUGACGGUCUUCGGUCACUCCGGUGGCAGUUUUCUUGCGGGAAAACAGGUUUUUCCGGUUGAUUGUCAGACGGAGGUAUCUCAGCGUCUCGUGGAAGCCUCGCACAUUGGAGAUCUGAAUUCAGCAUUAGAAUGCAUCGCCGAUCCCUGCGUCGACGUGAACUUCAUCGGUGCUGUUUCCCUCAAGUCGAGGAAGACAGAGGUCCUGCUACAUGGUGAAUCCGCAGAUGAAGUUCGGAUCGAGUACGAGGAGUUUAAGACCUACGUCACGCCGUUGUUUCUCGCAGUUCAUACUGGAAACCUGACGCUGGUUCGGAAACUACUGAGCGUGGGUGCCGAUGUGAAUCAGAAUCUAUUUAGAGGCUAUGCGACAACAGUGGCAGUGAGGGAGGGUUACCACGAGAUCUUGGACAUCUUGAUCAAGGCCGGAGCGUCCCAGCCGGCGUGUGAGGAAGCACUCUUGGAGGCUAGUUGCCAUGGACGGGCUAGGCUUGCGGAGCUUCUUAUGGGUUCGGACCUCAUCCGGCCCCAUGUUGCUGUGCAUGCGUUGGUCAUCGCAUGCUGCAGAGGGUUUGUGGACGUCGUGGACACCCUCAUGAAGUGCUGGGUGGAUGCGAAUGCCACUGAUCGAGUGCUGCUACAAUCGUCCAGGCCUUCGCUUCACACAAACGUGGAUUGCACCGCACUCGUGGCUGCCAUUGUCAGCAGACAGGUCUCCGUCGUCCGUUUGCUCUUGCAGGCCGGAGUCAGAACGGACGCCAAAGUGCAGCUAGGAGCGUGGUCCUGGGACACCAAUUCGGGGGAGGAAUUCCGGGUGGGCGCAGGACUAGCAGAGCCCUAUGCUGUCACCUGGUGCGCAGUGGAGUAUUUUGAGGCCAGUGGGACUGUCCUGCGCAUGCUCCUUCAACACCAUUCUCCCGACACUCCGCACUAUGGGAGGACCCUCAUUCACCACGCUAUCCUCUGUGGAAAUGCAGGAGCUUUAGAUGUGCUCUUGGACUGUGGCGCCGACGUAGAAUUCCCUGUAAGAACCCGGAAGACUGAGUUCCAUCCAAUACACUUGGCCGCACGACUUGGCUUAGCCGAAAUACUUCAACGCUUGAUUGAUGCCGGCUGCAACAUCAACUCCAGAACUGAGUCUGGCGAUACGGCUUUGAUGAUUUGCGCAAGAUUUAGACAGGAGGAGUGUCUCAGAGUCCUUGCUUCAUCUGGUUCUGACUUUGGCCUAAUCAACUUGGCUGGUCAGUGUGCAAGUUCAAUCGCUGGAUCAAACCGAUGGACUCUUGGCUUCCAACGAGCAUUGCUCGAUGUAGUUCGUGCUGGGAAGGUUAUCCAAUCGAGCAAUGCAUCCGUAUUUUGCCCUUUGUUGUUUGUUGCUGCCACAGGGGACACUGUGGCAUUGAAUACACUGAUCAGAUGGCCAGGUAUCAACCUUAACCUUCAGGAUGAGAAUGGAUUCACAGCUGUCAUGGUUGCCGCCAGGGAGGGCCAUGUGGAAGCCUUCCGGGUGCUUGUUUAUGCUGGAGCUGACGUAAAGCUGGAAAACAAAUCUGGUGAUACAGCACUUGUUUUAUCCGAGCUUAACCAAAACCACGAUCUAUUCGAGAAGGUGAUGCUUGAAUUUGCACUUGAAAAGGGUAAUCGUGGGGCUGAUGGGUUCUAUGCCUUGCAUUAUGCAGCUCGCUGGGGCGAUGUGGAUGCAAUUCGUUUGUUAACUAGUAGGGGCUACGAUGUCAAUGUACCUGACGGGGAUGGGUACACUCCUCUCAUGCUAGCGGCAAGGGAAGGCCAUGGAUGCAUGUGCCAAUUGCUGAUCUCGUGUGGAGCCCGUUGUGAUAUCAAGACUGCCAGAGGGGACUCUGCUCUCUCCCUUGCAAGAAGGAACGAUGGAUAUGAUGCUGAGCGUGUGAUAUUAGAUGAGCUUGCUCGGAAGCUCGUGCUAAGUGGGGCGCAUGUGCAGAAACACACUAAAGGAGGGAAAGGGACUCUUCAUGGGAAAUUUUUGAAGACAGUGGAAGCCACAGGAAUACUUAGGUGGGGAAAAUCAGGUAGGAGGAAUGUAGUUUGUCAGGAGGUCGAGUUGGGGCCGAGCGUGCUGUUCCGUAAGAAUCGCAAAUGGAAAGGGGAUGUUGAUGAACCAGGUAUUUUCAGGGUGGUGACAACAAGAAAGAAGGAAGUACAUUUUGUGUGUGAAGGUGGGGUUGAAACGGCAAAACUGUGGGUUAGGGGUAUUAAGAUUGUGACCAGCGCUGCUUCGAGUAAGCAUCAGAACCAAGGGUGAUGAGUGAGGUUUUGUGGUCUAAUGUAUGUAAACAAAUUUUGAGAAAGUAUUUCUAUCUUGGAAGUAAAUUUUGCAGUUUUUUACUGCCUUGUAUUGUAAAAAGGUUUUUUGAUCGCCUGUUGCUGUAAAAUAUUUUCCAAGGAAAUGAAAAUUGUAAUUCAAUAUGAA
Nelumbo nucifera (sacred lotus) is the source of this 2670-nucleotide messenger RNA. Its product is annotated as ankyrin. Lineage: Eukaryota; Viridiplantae; Streptophyta; Magnoliopsida; Proteales; Nelumbonaceae. Gene Ontology annotation, molecular function: protein binding. The record is from RefSeq and is a predicted model, not a curated record.